This is a messenger RNA of Symbiodinium sp. CCMP2592, 464 nucleotides long. The record is from the annotation of a GenBank genome assembly. NCBI's taxonomy places the organism in Eukaryota, Dinophyceae, Suessiales, Symbiodiniaceae.
GCAACAGUGCUGAAGAUCCAAGCAUCUCAGCUCGAAGCUUUGGGCGAAGUCCCCAGAAAAGCAUCCGUAGAUCCGCCGACGAGCUGGCAUGCAGCGCAGGCUCCUCCGAGCUCGAUGAUUUGGGCUCCCUGCGAUGAGCCGGAAGAGCCUCAGCCGUUGCGGCUGCUCCGCCACCGGAGCGAUGAGCACACCAGCCAAGCGGAGUGCUUGGUCAGCGACCCGACGCGACGAUGUUUUGCGUUCCACUGGCCUGGCUUCCUUGGCCGCGACACGGCACAAUCGUAUUUCGAUGAGCUGCAGGCUCACGCGCCGUGGGACCAGUUGCGCAGUAGGAAGGGCCAUGUCAUGCGCUCGACGUGCUGGUUUGCAAGGGGUGGCUGCAAUUGCGACUACACCUACGGAGAUGCCCGCGUCAGCUUGACUCGGAGAUCAUCUUCGGGGAGCUUCGCAGAGAGCAUGGAGAG